Molecule: messenger RNA, 261 nt
Organism: Fusarium mangiferae
Lineage: Eukaryota; Fungi; Ascomycota; Sordariomycetes; Hypocreales; Nectriaceae
Exons: 2
Coding region: 1-261 (86 amino acids)
Source: RefSeq, a predicted model, not a curated record
AUGAGCACUAACAACGAGCCUACAAAUGACACCACUUUUUUUCUCUCUACGGGAUCAGGGAUUUACGCAUACGGUGUCAACUACAAGUACUUACCCGGAGAUAAGGUCUAUCUCGUCAAUGCUGGAGGAAAGACAGGGCCCUACAAGGUAGAACUUGUCGACGGCGGGAAAUACGUUUUAUGCGAUGAUAAUGGCGUCACUGCAAAUGGUGGCCAGUCGUAUCUGGAAGAUAAGCUUGAGCUGUAUGGUCCUUUUGCCUAA